GCACUGUCGGCUGCAAAGUCGAACGAGCCCAACACCAAACCAAUCAGGUGUUCGACGAAAUGAUUCUUCAGACGUCAUUGAUCACGUGCUGCUGAUAAAGGGACACUGCUUUGAAUUAUACCGCUUAGCGACUUCAGUACAUGCCUCAUAGCUCCAGUCUCAAACUUAACCCCGUUCAUGAUGAUGAUGAUGAAGAAGAGGUGGUCUGCCUGCUGGAUGGAGAAAGACGCUCUCGUGGAAGAGGAGGCUGUUACAAUACAAAAACAAGUAGAGGUUGAGGCUGUUACCGUGAAAGACGAAGAGAAAGAGCUCUCAGUUAAAGAAGAGGAAGACUCGUUCAGAGUCAAAGAGGAGGACGGCGACGUUACAGUGAAAGAAGAGGAGGGGGAAGUGACUGGCACAUCGAAAAAUGAAGAAGAGGAGGAAACUGGAUAUCUGGGCCCGGUUUCCCAAGCGCAUCUUAAGGCGUCCGAUGGUUCUAACGAUGAAGGGGCCCUGAUUAACACGAGAGAGAGAUGUGACUAUUGUGGAUCCUCUGGGGGUUCUCAACAACCUCCUGAUGCUGACAGGGCAGAGAAUAGUCUCUCCACUUCAAAACACCUCAAGAAACACCAGCAGAGACCCACAGGGAAGAAAUCUCAUUGCUGCUCUGACUGUGGGAAAGGUUGCAAAUAUUCAUCAGAACUUAAAAUACACCAGAGAACACACACAGGAGAGAAACCUUAUAUGUGUGGUCAAUGUGGGAGGACUUUUUCUACAUCUAGCCAUCUGACAGUACACCAGAGAACACACACAGGAGAGAAACCUUAUAGCUGUGAUCAAUGUGGGAGGAGUUUUGUUCAAUCUAGCCAGCUGACUUCACACCAGAGAACACACACAGGAGAGAAACCUUAUAGCUGUGGUCAAUGUGGGAGGACUUUUACUACAUCCAGCCAUCUGACAUUACACCAGAGAACACACACAGGAGAGAAACCUUAUAGCUGUGAUCAAUGUGGGAGGAGUUUUGUUCAAUCUAGCAAUCUGACAGUACACCAGAGAACACACACAGGAGAGAAACCUUAUAGCUGUGAUCAAUGUGGGAGGAGUUUUGUUAAAUCUAGCCACCUGACUUCACACCAAAGAACCCAAAUGCAUGACAUUGGGGACUGGGCCCGAUCCAACAACAUGACUAUUGAGUGAACCCUGAAAAGAGAGCGAGAAUUAAGGUGGAAAGUUACUACGGAUAUCGCAGGAGUUGGUUGCUGAUUGUCUCAAGGGUGGGCAGUCAACCAGUUUUGCGUUUAGCCAGUGCGUUGCCAUGGAUCACAAUUUAUUUUGACUGCACGAUUUUUCCGU
Molecule: messenger RNA, 1335 nt
Organism: Oncorhynchus kisutch (coho salmon)
Lineage: Eukaryota; Metazoa; Chordata; Actinopteri; Salmoniformes; Salmonidae
Product: zinc finger protein 664-like
Exons: 3
Coding region: 178-1179 (333 amino acids)
Biological process (GO): regulation of transcription by RNA polymerase II; embryo development
Cellular component (GO): nucleus
Molecular function (GO): RNA polymerase II transcription regulatory region sequence-specific DNA binding; DNA-binding transcription factor activity, RNA polymerase II-specific
Source: RefSeq, a predicted model, not a curated record